AACCACUUAGAACAUCUUAGCAACUGCCUAGUGACCACUCAAAAUGCCCUAGCAACCGGCUAGCAACACCUAAGCAACCACUCAGACCACCCUAGAAACCAUUGACAACACCCUAUUACUUAGCAACCACUCAGAACCCCCUAUCAACAGCCUAGCAAGAGACAUGCUAAUCUAUAUGUAGUCAUCACUGUAUAAACUGAAUGAAGCUCUUUGAGUGACCUAACCCUUUCAGUGUUCACCGAUGUCUGCGCAGGACUCUCUGGAGGUGAUGGAGCGGAGCCGCGAGUCCGUCUGUUCUCAGGUCAGACUGAGGCAGAAGAUGCUGACGGCGCUGCACUGCGAUGCGGAGACGCUUCAGUGCAGCAUCAUGCAGCUGCAGGUGCAGACUCAGAGCGCAGCCAUGCAGAACCUGCAGCUCAGAGCCCAAAUGCAGGAUCAGCAGGAGCAGCGGCGCUCACAGCUGCAGGUGUUCAGCUCGUACCGCAGCCGCCUGCAGGCCUUCAGGUGCGCCGUGAGCCCGCAGCAGAGCCCUGCACACGUCUGCGAGGAGCUGCAAAUGAAAAUGCAGGAGAUCCGCAGACUCACACACACUCUGGAGGAGAUGAAGAGGCAGCAUGCAGACAGCAGAUCCGGCCUGCACACACAGGAGGACAUCGAGUUUCUGAAGACGAGGAUUAAUGAAGCCAGACAGACCAUGAAGGACAGCAGAGCUCAUCUGGAGAACGAGAAACACACACACACACAGCUGAGGAGAGAGAUCGAGGUACACACACACACACACACACACACACACAGCUGAGGAGAGAGA
Messenger RNA from Danio rerio (zebrafish), 808 nucleotides. NCBI's taxonomy places the organism in Eukaryota, Metazoa, Chordata, Actinopteri, Cypriniformes, Danionidae. The record is from RefSeq and is a predicted model, not a curated record.